AUGGCGGCGCGGGCAGGGCCCGGCCGGCCGCGGGCAGUGGGCGCGGCGCCCCGCGGGGGUCCCGCGGGCGGCGGCUGCGUGCGGCACCCGAGCGCGGGGGACCCGUCAGAGCCCCUCCGGGCUCUUCAGACAAAAUGGGAGUCCUUUGGACCAGCAAGGAAUUGUAGAUACCCCGUUUGCUUCCCUGAAUCCGACAGCAACGUCACCAGAACCUCUGUGAGCGCCAAAGUGCAGAUGAUCAUAAACAACCUGCAAAGCCAAGAGCCUGCCCUGGGUAUGAGCCAUGAGUGUGGCUGUGUUGUGCAGAAGAAACAGAAGGGAGAAAAAGGCACCAGUACCAGAGUCACAUCCAGCACCACGCUGCUGCGGAAGCAUCCUCAGUACAGCCAGAGUGGGUGCCCUGAGGAUUCUGAUGACAGUGAAGUGGAAAAGAAUGUUGAAUUUGGGACUCUCCUGCUGGAUUCUGACAGCGAUGAUUCUGUGGACCGAGGUAUAGAGGAAGCCAUCCAAGAGUACUUGAAAACAAAAAGCAAAAGUGCCCAGUCCUUGCCAAGGAAUGCAGAGCGUUCUGAGAAUGUGAGCAGAGACAAAAGGUUUAAGAGAGAAUUCUCUCAGAACAAAGUGGCAAGUAACCUCCUCCCUGUGAAAUUUAAAGCUGAGAUGCUCUCUGAAGAGUACCUGUCUGACCACCUGAGAAUUGGGAAAAGGCUCCAGCCUGCUUCUCCUCAGAGCAUCAGCAGCGAUGACUCCUUUGAACAGAGCAUACAAGCUGAAAUAGUGCAGUUCUUGAAUGAGAAAAAGCAGCAAGAAAUUAGUAAAUGUGUUACUGAGGAGGAUAAAAAAGAUUCUCGUGUGAGAUCUGUCCUGAAAUGCAACAAAGAAGCAACGAACAGAGCAAACUGUGGUGCUCUAAAGCAAGAUUGUAAUGCACUGCUCCUGAGACACCAUCCCAAGCUGCAAAAAUCCAGUGCCCAGUCCAAGUGUUUGCAGUCAAAAAUCCAAGCAGAGCCCAGUGAUUUGAGUCAGGUGAACCAAGCAUAUCUAGAAAUGGCCACUGCCAGCCAGCCCUGGCUCAUGGAGCAGAAUGAGGGAAGUGGAGCUCAUUACUGGGAGCCAAGGGAAGCACUUACCAAGGAGAGCAUGCACACAUCUGACUCGAGCAGCGAUGAUGGCAUCGAAGAAGCCAUUCAGCUUUACCAGCUGGAGAAAAUCAGGAAAGAGGCAGGUCAUGCAGCAAACUGUGUACCUUUGCAGAGGGAACAAUUUGAUCCAAAGGGUGUGGCAGACAUUUCUGCCAGCCUGACAAUUAGCUCCACAAAAAGUGCCUCACCAGAAAUCCCUAAAAACCCUAUAAGCAACAAGAGAAAAGAAAUUAAUUCCAAGUCAACGGGAUUAGAAAGCACCAGCAAUGACUUUAAUAAGCUGUUUAAACCACUGAAAAAAGCCAGACAUUUUGCACUUCCAGAAAACAAGAUUGCUGCUUGUGAGCUCACAUUGCAGGCCUCUUGCAGAGCAGACACAUCUGCAGAACUCAUGUGUGCAGAAGCUAUCCUGGAUAUUUCCAAAACAAUCAUGCCAUCCCAAAUGGGAAGUGACAACAAAUCCCUCACUGCAGACUCCUUCUUUUCUCCCCAGCUUCUCUCGUCCUCCCGUUGUGAAAGUGACAGCAGCCUUGUGGACAGUGAUGACAGCAUAGAGCAAGAAAUCAGGGCUUUUUUGGCUCUGAAAGCACAGUCAGAAAACCUUGGAACAAAACCUCCCAGCCUGUCACGCUCCAUCCAGAUGCCUUUGCCUUCUGAUCCAAACAGCCUCACCGGGACCCUUGAGCCUGCUCUGCCCAAAACACUGAAAUUAUCCCUGAGUAGGAAAAGGAGACUUAAAAGGGAAGGCAGAACAGCAAAACAAGGGGGGUCAAAACUACCUGAAGAGCUGGAACCAGGACUUCUCCAGCCAGGUAACUAUUCCAAAUUCCCUGUGCUCCAAGAGGAGCGUGCCCUGAGCAACCCCGCAGAACUCCGGGAUGCUCAGAGUAAUAAAGACCUGAGGCAGCAGCAGCUGAUGUCUCCCAAAUUGUCUGGCUCUGAUGGCAGUAGAUGUGUGUCCUUGGACUCUGUAAACCCUUUUCUGCAGGUUCAGAGUAGCACAAGAAAACCUAUAAAAAACCCCAUCCAGACCCCAGAGAGGGAAGGGUCGGGUGAUGAGAGCAGCUCUCUGGACAGUGAUGAGGACCUGGAUAGUGCUAUCAAGGAUCUGCUACGGUCUAAAAGGAAGUUAAAGAAGAAAUCCAAGGACCAGAAAGCUCAGUGUAAGAAGAAAGUCAGAUUCAGUGAGACAGAAACUCAGCUGCUGGAUGAGUUCAGUAGCCUCCAGCAAAAUGAGUGGAAAUGUAAAAAUCCCUCACUGCUAAAAAGCUGCCUCUCAAAACCCAGGAAAGCUGUGAGGGAGAGUGCAGUCAGGAACCCUCCAGACAACAUCAAGCUUCCCAAUGACAAGCCAGAAACCAUGAAAAACCUGGAGUUUAACUUACAGAUUAAAAAAAGCAAUAAACCUAAACCAGUUUCAAACCAGCGGGGGGCUAAAAAUAGAAAAUGUGCUUUCCCAGCUGUGUCAGACGCCAGUGACAGCAGCUCAGUGGACAGCGAUGACAGCAUCGAGCAAGAAAUCAGGAGGUUUUUGGCAGAAAAGGCUAAAGACUCUGCAAGCAAUUCAGAGAUGCAAAAAGGAGAAGAAAGGGAAGUUCUAAGAAGCUCCAGGUAUUGUCUAGAGUCUAAUACAAGAAUCACAGCAAAUGAAAGAGGGUUGCUUAUUUCUUUUUAGAUGUUAAAUCUUCAAAAUGUUGACUUUUCAGGCCCAUUUCUGCUCAGUUUAUUUAUCUGUUCCAAUUUAUUGGUGUGUUUGCAGCAGAGGGGGAUUUACCCAGCUCUUACCACAUGCCACAGGCAGGGAAUAUUUCUGACAUGUGAAGAGUAUCAGUCGCAGUGGGGUUUGGACAUAAUGUUACACUCAUUGUUUAUAUUUUUAGCAAACAGUUUGAAUAAUAUUCUGCUCAUCUUUAAUGUUAUGUUACACCUGUAAGGUGGGACAGUUUCUCAUCCAUCAACAGGCAGAGUAGUUUCUCUUAAAAACUCAUUUUUCAGUCAAAAAUGUUCAGAUGUUCUUUCAGUGCAGUCACUGUCCAACUGAUGCAGUUUCUUUGCCUGUCCCUACAGUUGUUCCAAUAAAACUUUAAACUUUUUUUUUGAUUGUCAUUA
Messenger RNA from Poecile atricapillus (Black-capped chickadee), 3251 nucleotides. Its product is annotated as protein phosphatase 1 regulatory subunit 26-like. The transcript has 3 exons. The record is from RefSeq and is a predicted model, not a curated record. Bases 1 to 2817 code for a protein of 938 amino acids. Gene Ontology annotation, molecular function: protein phosphatase inhibitor activity. Gene Ontology annotation, biological process: negative regulation of phosphatase activity. Lineage: Eukaryota; Metazoa; Chordata; Aves; Passeriformes; Paridae.